Molecule: messenger RNA, 2898 nt
Organism: Cadophora gregata
Lineage: Eukaryota; Fungi; Ascomycota; Leotiomycetes; Helotiales; Ploettnerulaceae
Exons: 3
Coding region: 196-1521 (441 amino acids)
Source: RefSeq, a predicted model, not a curated record
CUUCCUUUCCAUUCUGGACUUCCCAGCUCACCACUUGACCCUCACAUCCACAACCCCCAAAUAUCCGAAAUCUUCGCUUUGCUGAAAUCUCUACGGGCAUCUACAUUCCACAAGCUUACGAAACGCCUUCCAUCAGUAACUGCGUGUCCGCGUCAUCCUUUUGUCCCAACAACACCCAGGCCAAUUUACACAACGAUGGCGACCGAGACAUCACCCCAAGCACAUGACCGAACAGACCGAACAGACCGACCAGGACGGCGUCGACCUUUCUCGACAUGGAUGAAGAAGCUCACCAGCUUCAAGGGUAGCUCAUCUGGAACCUCAGAGGCCAGUCCAUCUGCGAGCACGAAACGAAAUACCUACCAGAUGAAAUCUAAGAAGCAAAUACUCUCGAAGAAUCAUCCAUACCCUCAGUCAGGCCAUUUGAAUGGCAACGGCGAUGCGCCUAACGGGCAUCGUUCAUUCUCCACGGUGCCGACAGGCAAUUCAGUCAGCACAUCAUCGAUCGAUCGCAGACGCUCAUUACGUUCCUCCUUGGAUGGGCUUCCUCCACCGACUAUUGGCAACAAGUCAAUGGCACCUACGAUGUCUACAGAGCCGGAGUGUGCCCAUUCAGAUGCUGCACCUUCUCACGCGCCAUCAUCCGGGCAGGGAACAAAUGCUACAAUUGGCGGUGGAAUGAGUUCAGGUAGAGGAGCAGACAGCACCUUCUCUUCACCUGCUCCGUCUGUACGAUCGCUGACGACAACACUCACUACGAUUCAUUCUGCAGCGCCGAAUGGGGCAAUCAACUCACACAGCCACAACCAUGGAAAUACUACUCAGACUGUUCAGUUCUCUCAUCAAUUCCCCACGUCUCCUCCUGCCACUGCCAUUCCAGCGCAUUUGGCACCUCAAGCCAGUGGUGGCCAUCCGUCGACCUACAGCACUGCGACGGCUAACAACCUUCUCACCGACAACGCUUCGAUCCUCACACUUGCAUCAUCGUCUAAGAGACGAAGAAGACGAUCAAUGGAUACUGAUGCUUCGGUUCGCGCACUUGCCCCUUCUUCCUUGUUUGGUGGAAGCCGCGAGAGUCUUCCCUUGAGUGUUUUGAGUGCCAAUAUCGACGCGGCAAGCGGUAUUACGUCGACGCCACACCAGCCGAGACCAAGUGUCAGUGGACUAAAUGAGAGGGCCAGCAUAUAUUCAGCAACUGGUGUAGCACCAGCCCUGCCCAGCGAACGCAACAGUUACUACGCAGGAAAGCAGUCGACCGCUGCAGAUGGAGGCAGUGUCAAAAGCGGUCUGCUUGGGCAUGGAAGAAACGACAGUAUCAGUGGGAGUAUUGGAGGUAUGGCGACUACAGGAAGUCCACUGGCAAGUCCACGAGAAGUUACAGGAGCCUCAAAUGGAAAGUUAAGCAGAAGCAACUCUGCAUGGGGCGAAGGUGGAGAGGGCGAGAAAGUAGACGGAAGUGACGACGAAGCUACCGAGACUGAACAGUCCACCCAAAAUGAAAAGCAUAGACAGGAAAAUUAGAGGGCGAAUGGUUUUAUUUUACUUCACGGGGAUACGAUUGGUGUUGGGUUUGGGGAUUGGCAUCGGCAAUGGCAAUUGCAUGGAGCCGGACCGGCUGGAGUCGUAGGAUUGAUGGUCAAGGCUUGUUGAAGAUACCCCGAUACUUUAAUAAUGCAUUGCAUUUCACGAGCUGUGCGGAAGCAUCACGAGAGUCGGGUUUUCACGGUGUUUCUGAAAUGUGAUUCAGGAUCGUGCUUGUAUUAGGUAGAGUCAAUGCAGUUGACGAGGCCCGUUCGCCUGUUCAAAGGUAAAUAACGUGGCGUUCUGACAGCUACAGUACGUUGUGGAGUGACCCUUAAGGGUAGAUUCUAUUCUGGGUGCAAUAAUUUUCUGGACCGUGGACGAAGUCGCAUCGAAAUAAGGUGAGCUUACAGAAACAGGCAUUAUAUCCAGUCGAGCCAGUCCUACCGAACACGAGGCUCGGCAUGUCGCUGUAUACCUCCUGUUUAGGCUUUCGGCUACCAAUGUCCGAUCCCUGAUUCAUGACGCAAAGGAUAUUUAAAACCCAAUGGUACCGUGCCUCUAUCUUACUUUUGCGAAUGGAAGUCUGGAUAUAUUACAGGAACUUAUAAGGCUUGCUGGGUUUGCGUGGGUUUCCUCUCUAUUGGUAAGGUGGGUGAGUGUCAAUUUCAGCAGCCCCAGCGUUGAGAUGACGAUGGUGACAGAGGGGCCGACAAUGCGAUAUCUUUGAUCAACGACCUGGGAGAGGAUCGUCUGCUGAUGGGAGGUCAGCUUAUGGCACUGCUGCCAACUCAGAGGUCGAUCAGCAUUCUGUUCGAAGGAGCGGCUAGCUGCCGUUGGGCUGACUGACAGAAUCGAAUUCUCGAUCAACCUGUUUUCCAUCCCAUCUCACGAUCAAAUCCAAUGCAAGGUCAGCGCGACGGGAUUCGAUAGCGGCGGUCUCCCCCUCCAUAGCAAAGUUUCUCUCGUGUUCGAUUUUUCAAAACAAUUCUAGGUUUCUCUGUGAUAGACACUUCGGCAAACAUGCGAACACAUCGGCGAAAUUCCGAGUUCCGAUGCCCUGUGUUUUGAUUGGCAGGAGGCCUUAAUGGACUCCCGAACGUCAAGAUGUUGCUCCAUACCAACGUAUUCGUCUAUUUUACAUUUGUACUGGCUUGGCUCGGACUUGUAGCAGCACAUACAGCAUGUCAUGACGAGACCUUUAUCCCUGACGCCAUUCUUCGCGUCACAGAAGCACCACUUGCGCAGUCAUGUUAUCCGUCAAAACCUACUGUCUUGGUCAAUGGGACUUCGCCUGGACCGGCACUGAAGAUCAGAGAAGGAGACACUUACUGGAUACGGGUUUACAAUGACAUGGAGCACCUUAAUCUGACAAUG